Papaver somniferum (opium poppy) is the source of this 721-nucleotide messenger RNA. Its product is annotated as S-norcoclaurine synthase 2-like. Lineage: Eukaryota; Viridiplantae; Streptophyta; Magnoliopsida; Ranunculales; Papaveraceae. Gene Ontology annotation, cellular component: cytoplasm; nucleus. The transcript has 2 exons. The coding region runs from base 54 to 533 and encodes 159 amino acids. The record is from RefSeq and is a predicted model, not a curated record. Gene Ontology annotation, molecular function: abscisic acid binding; signaling receptor activity; protein phosphatase inhibitor activity. Gene Ontology annotation, biological process: defense response; abscisic acid-activated signaling pathway.
GAGGCUAACUGCAUAUCUAGAACAAAGAUCCCAGUCUACUAAGAAAGUAGGAUAUGAAAGGGCAGCUUUCGAAAAAGGUAGAGGCACCAGUCCCGGCAUCCGAUCUCUGGGAUGUUUACGGCACCCUAGAACUCGUAAGACUUAUCAAGGAAUUGCUGCCUGAAAUUCUCCACGAUGUGGGAGUUGAUGUUGGCGAUGGAGGUGUUGGUACUGUGCUAAAAAUCACCUUGGCACCAGGAUCUCCUGUAGCAUACUACAAAGAGAAAUUCAUUGAGGUUGAUCAGGAAAAACGUAUCAAAGUGGUAGAUGUGGUUGAAGGAGGAUAUUUGGAGGCAGGGUUUAGCUUAUAUCGAACUACCUUCGAAAUUAUCGAGAAAGGCGACCAUUCAUCGGUGAUUUCAACAAUUGAUUAUGAACUUGAUGACGCCUCUGCGGACAAUGCUGCCCUGGUUUCUAUUAAGCCAUUAGAAAUUGUGGCAGAAACUCUUGUGAAAUACCUCAAAGAGAAAAAGAUUGAUCAUGCAAAUGUUUGAAGUAAUAAAGCAUCUCUCUUGGCUAUUCGAUUGAUGUAAUGCAGUAGUUACUCAUAUGGAAUAAUCGUCACGGUCCUGUUUCGGAUUUACUUAUGUUCUGGUGGUCUACCCAACUUUUAGGACCUUUAAAUUGGUCCAUAAAUGAAUAAAUAAAUAAUAAAGGAUAUUAUUGCCAUUAUUAAUCCUAA